Molecule: messenger RNA, 2388 nt
Organism: Colletotrichum fioriniae
Lineage: Eukaryota; Fungi; Ascomycota; Sordariomycetes; Glomerellales; Glomerellaceae
Molecular function (GO): oxidoreductase activity, acting on CH-OH group of donors; flavin adenine dinucleotide binding
Source: RefSeq, a predicted model, not a curated record
AUGCGCUCUACAUUCUCAGGAGUAGCGGCCCUUCUCGGGCUCGCUGGAUCUGCCACCGCGCAACUGCGAGCCUCGGCCUACUCUGACCCUCAGACCGGUAUCGACUUCCAACGCUACCUGCCUUCCGCCUACCCCUACAGCUUCGGUAUCGCGGUUCCCGAGACCAUCGGAACGGACUUCAUUGGUCAGAUGGUUGUGCCCAUCUCAACAAAGGGUAACUGGGGUGCUGUCUCGUUGAAGGGUGGCAUGUUGAACGGCCUCCUCUUCGUUGCUUGGGCCGAUGGCGAGGAUAUCAAGACAUCUUUCCGCCUGGGAAGUGCCUACGCCAACCCCGACGUCUACACUGCCACUGAGGUCUCCGCUGUUCCCAUCGCCAACGGUACCUUUGUCAACAGCACUCACUUCUCGUACACCUUCUUGUGCCAGAACUGUAUCAACGACAAGACCAGCUUGGCUGGUGACUCUCCCAUCCUCGGCUGGGCCUACUCCGACACCAGCCCGUCACCCGUCUCUGACUCGGCUGCUGCCCUGAACUACCACUCCGCUGGCUUCGGUCAGUUCGGUCUUGACAUUGCUUCUGCCAAGUCCGCCAAGUUCGACACCUGGUCCAAGUACGCAAAGGCCGUUGAGACUACGCCCGUCCCCGGCAACGGCACAACCACCCCCGUUCCUGGCAACAGCACCAUUCCCGCUCCCACCACCUCCAACACCACAUACGAUGUCAUCGUCGUCGGUGGUGGCCCUGCUGGUAUCAUCGCCGCUGAGCGUCUCGCCGAGAAGGGCUCCAGCGUCCUCCUCAUCGAGCGUGGCCCUGCCAACACUGUCGCCUUGGGCUCUGACAUGGCUCUGCCCUGGAACGACACUCUCACCCCCUACGACAUUCCCGCCCUCGGCAGCUCCAUGACCAGUCUCUCCGGAACUUCCCUCUGCAGUGACACUGCCUCCACGGCCGGCUGCUUGUUGGGAGGAUCCAGCUCCAUCAACGGUCUCAACUUCAUCCACCCCCCUGAGCACGACUGGCAGCGCUGGCCCGCGGGCUGGAACUGGGCUGACGUCUCGGACGCCGCUUCCCGCCUCUACGAGCGUAACCCCGGUACCACUGAGCCUUCCGAUGACGGCAAGUACUACGAUGACUUGACCUUCCGUGUGCUUUCUGGCCUCCUGAGCGCCAAGGGCUGGAACGAGGUUGACUCCAUCGAGUCUCCCAACGAGAAGUCCUCCGUCUUCUCCCGCCCUUCGUGGUCCAUCAAGGACAACCUCCGUGCCGGCCCUGCCCGUACCUACAUGCCCUUCGCCCAGCAGCUGCCCAACUUCACCCUUAAGCUGGAGACCAAGGUGAUCCAGGUCCUCCGCACUGGCAGCAAGAUGACCGGUGUCCUCACCCAGGCCGCCGACGGCAGCACCCAAAUCAUCAAGGUCAACGCUGGCGGUAAGGUCGUCCUCGCCGCCGGUGCCAUGUCUUCUCCCCGUCUCCUCUGGAACUCUGGUAUCGGCCGCUCUGAUGCCCUGGAGAUCGUCAAGUCCGGAGCCGCCAGCACUGGUGUCACCCUUCCCGACCAGGCCGACUGGAUCGACCUCCCCGUCGGACACCACCUCCAGGACCACGCCCAGGUCAUGCUCCAGUUCAACUCCAAGACCAACUUCAGCGCCUACGCUUUCAACGCCAUCGCCUCCAACCCCGUCACCAGCGAUCUGAACCUGUACAAGGAGGGCUCUGGUCCCAUCACCCAGGCCGCUCAGCGUAUGCACCUCUGGACCUCCGCCGAGGGCUCCGACGGCCGCACCCGCUACCUCCAGGGUACCGCCAGCGCCAUGCAGAACGGCAUCAUCACCGUCCGCACGUUCCUGACCCACGGCACCUCCACCCUCGGCGAGCUCGGCAUCACCGCCUCCGGCAACACCGUCCUCAACACCAAGCCCUGGUUGAUCGACGCCGCUGACAAGAAGGCCAUGUCCGACUUUGUCCAGUACUGGCUUGAUCUCACCAGCGGCAGCAACUCCACCCUCAGCUACGUCACCCCCGGUGCCACCCCCGACGACAUCAUCAGCACCAAGAUGAUCUCUGGCGACCACUGGGUUGGCAGCGCCAAGAUGGGCACCGACGAUGGCCGCAAGACGGACGGUACCGCCGUUGUCGACCUCGACACCAAGGUCUACGGCACCGACAACCUCUUCGUCGUCGACGCCUCCAUCCACCCUGACUUGCCCACCGGCAAUACCCAGUCCAUCAUCAUGAUCACCGCCGAGCACGCUGCCGAGAAGAUUGCCGCCGUCACCGUUACCGGCUCUUCCAACUCUACUGCCCCCGAGGCCAGCAAGUGCAACGGUGUCACUAAACGCGCUCAGCGCCAGGCCAUGCGUUUCAGACGCCAUGCUCACCUGCACUAG